AUGCUUGGACGAUUCCCAUUUAGUACAUGCGCAUACUUGCAACAGCAUCACAAACUCACAGCAUUACCCGCCAAGUACCUUAUACCCAUGUUCAGUAAGCUAUCGCCAUUCACAGCCACCCAAUCGUCUUUCAAUGUCAAAGCGCUAUACCCUCCACGUUCUUUCCCUAUCAAGCCAAACGACUUUCGAGUCACUGUGAUUAGUGGCAAAAAGGCUGUAUCCAAGCAUGCCGUGUAUCGAAGGCGGGCUAGUCGAAGGCUCAAAUCAGCUGUCGAGGUCAUAUUCCCAGAACAAGCACCCAAGGGGAUGGACUAUAUCUUUUAUACGAAUGCCAAUAUAGUCAAUCUACCAUGGAAAGACUUGUUGCAGCAAGUAUCCAAAGCAGCUGGCACCAUUCAACACAAGAUCUCCAAACGCAAAAAGACAUCAUCAUAG
Lichtheimia ornata is the source of this 435-nucleotide messenger RNA. Its product is annotated as ribonuclease P protein component. The record is from RefSeq and is a predicted model, not a curated record. Gene Ontology annotation, molecular function: tRNA binding; ribonuclease P activity. Bases 1 to 435 code for a protein of 144 amino acids. The transcript is spliced from 2 exons. NCBI's taxonomy places the organism in Eukaryota, Fungi, Mucoromycota, Mucoromycetes, Mucorales, Lichtheimiaceae. Gene Ontology annotation, biological process: tRNA processing.